Molecule: messenger RNA, 2430 nt
Organism: Conger conger (European conger)
Lineage: Eukaryota; Metazoa; Chordata; Actinopteri; Anguilliformes; Congridae
Product: aspartate aminotransferase, cytoplasmic-like
Exons: 9
Coding region: 107-1339 (410 amino acids)
Biological process (GO): L-aspartate biosynthetic process
Cellular component (GO): cytosol
Molecular function (GO): pyridoxal phosphate binding; L-aspartate:2-oxoglutarate transaminase activity
Source: RefSeq, a predicted model, not a curated record
GCCUAUUCGACAUUGUCCAAAACGUAGUUGAAGGUGAAAGUCGUCCCAACCACCAGUUCCAGCUUACUUUCGUGCUUGCGCUCCGGUUUUGGACAAGGUUGUCAUCAUGUCAGUGUUCAACGAAGUACCACAGGCCGCUCCAGUGGCUGUCUUUAAACUGACUGCAGAUUUCCGAGAGGACAAAGAUCCUAAUAAAGUUAAUCUGGGAGUCGGAGCGUACAGGACUGAUGACAACCAGCCAUGGGUUCUGCCGGUGGUGAAGAAAGUGGAGCGGAUGAUCGUGGAGAACCAGAACCUCAAUCACGAGUACCUGCCCAUCCUGGGCCUGCCCGAAUUCCGCUCCAGCGCCUCCAAGAUCGCUCUGGGGGAAGACAGCCCCGCCAUCCUGGAAAACAGGGUUGGAGGUGUGCAGGCACUCGGAGGGACCGGGGCACUGAAGAUAGGAGCGGAGUUCCUGCGCCGUUGGUACAACGGCCAGAAUAACACCGCCACCCCGGUGUACGUCUCCUCGCCAACAUGGGAAAAUCACAAUGGUGUCUUCGCUGAUGCCGGCUUCAAGGAUAUCCGGCCCUACAGGUACUGGGAUGCUGAGAAACGUGGACUGGCAUUGGCAGCCUACCUGGAAGACCUGGAGAACGCCCCGGAACGUUCCAUCUUUGUGGUGCACGCCUGCGCUCACAACCCCACAGGCACUGACCCGAGGCCAGAAGAGUGGCAGAAGAUCGCAGAGGUCAUGAAGCGCAGGAACCAUUUUGUCUUCUUCGACUCGGCGUACCAGGGCUUUGCCUCCGGGAGCCUGGCGAAGGACGCCUGGGCCGUGCGCUACUUUGUGUCCCAGGGCUUCGAGCUCUUCUGCGCUCAGUCCUUCUCCAAGAACUUCGGUCUUUACAAUGAGAGGGUGGGGAACCUCACCAUCGUUGCCAAGGACGGUGAGAACCUGACCCGGGUCCUGUCCCAGAUGGAGAAGAUCGUCAGAACCACCUGGUCCAACCCCCCCUCGCAGGGAGCCCGCCUGGUGGCCAUCACUCUGACCACCCCCGAGCUGUUCGCCGAUUGGCAGGGCAAUGUGAAGACCAUGGCGGACAGGGUGCUGCUGAUGAGGGCAGAGCUGAAGGCCAAGCUGCAGGCAUUGGGCACCCCAGGAACCUGGGACCACAUCACCAACCAGAUCGGCAUGUUCAGCUUCACCGGCCUCAACCCCAAACAGGUAGAAUACAUGAUCAAGCAGAAGCACGUCUACCUGAUGGCCAGCGGUCGCAUCAACAUGUGCGGCCUGACGACGAAGAACAUCGACUACGUAGCCCAGUCCAUCCACGAGGCCGUCACCAAGGUCCAAUAAGGGCCCGUCUGUAGCAGCCCCUCACUCUGGCCCCCGCCCGUGCACUAGCGAUGGGGGCCUGAGGCUUCAUGGACCCAAUCACCAUUAUCUGUGAGGGCACAGUCACUUUUCAGCGCAUUGUUGUAGUCUCUGUCUGACCUUAGACAGCGUGGUCUCCAAACCUGGUUCUGGAGAGCUACUAGGUCUGCUAGUUUAAAAUCGGCACCUUUGUUGAGACCCAGGUAACCAGGUGAGGUAAGUUAACUGUAAUCAACUGCUCUAAUUAAGUGUAGAGUAACAACUAGAACCAGCAGACCUUUCAGCUCAACAGUACCAGGGUUGGAGACCACUGGUAUCCAGUAACCACUCAUCGGGUUAAUGAAGUCUCACUCUCCCACCACAGAAGUAUGUCCUGAACCAGGAGGGGCUGUUGAUAGGAGUCGGUGCUCGAUGCGUCAUGUCUCUUUUCACCCAUUUUAUUAAUUUCAGCUAAUUUCAGUAUUUUUAAAAUUUUUUAUUUGUACCCACCUGUAAGUUUCAGGCCAUUAAAUGAGCACAUAGAUCAGGAGGGUGUCAAACUGUAAUCCUGGAGGGCUGCAGUGUCUGCAGGUAUUUGUAGUUUCCGUUCAAUCAGCAGCCAAUUAAGGCCGUGGGAACAAGAUGUGUGGAUUAAUUUCCCAUAACCUUCUUUUGCCAGUUGCCGGAACCUUGAAUGACUUGCUGGUGCUGAAACGCACAAAAUACCAGCAGACACUGUGGCCAUCCAAGUCAGGAGUCUGAAACCUGGGUUAUGGCAUGUCUGUAAUCCACGUGGCCCCAAGGCCUUUCUCAAACUAGUUAUGGCUCUAGUGAGUUGGGCUCGUCUUUAGAAAAGCUAGAAAACUACCUUGCCCUACCCCUCUUGAUGAAAGUGUGAUUUUUCAGUUGUCGGUUUUAAACGGUUUUAAGCACAAUGGUCCCUGUUAUGUAACUAUUUUCAGAUUGUACUGACUACCAUUUCAAAUACACAUUUUGCUGCUUCAUCUCAUCUGUAACGGUAAAUGUUUAAUCACCAAGCCUUAAAAAAGCUUAAUUUAAUAAACCAUUAGGUGGCUGCAGGUCACUUAAUUGAG